UUAAACCGGAAGUUGUUGUGCUGCAUAUCCUCAGUGUGACAUCCGAUGUGGAGGCUCCUGUUCUGGAAACAUGUUUCUGACAUCGGUAAACUUGGCCAAGAGCAAAUCAAAGACACUCCUGGUCCAGAUGAUGAGUGCGGCCGGGACAGGGUACUGCUUUAACACCAAGAGGAACAGGCUGCGUGAGAAGCUGGUGCUGAGGAAACAUGACCCCAAAGUGAACAAGCAUGUCCUUUUCUUUGAGAAGAAGAAGAUCCGCUCCAUCUAAAGCAGCAAAUCAUCACACACAGACUUUGAUUCAGUAUAAAUGGAUCUCUUUGAAAGAAUUCCUGAAUUUUGUAACAGGAGAACUGGUGUAAAUGUUGUUGUGUGUUUUUUUUUUUUUUUUAAAUCAGAAAGCUGUUUAAGGUGAAAUGUUUAAUUGGGAAACAAAAAUGAAAACCCUAAAUGGUUUAGUAUUUUAUUAAAUGUUAUAGUGAAAAGGUACUGUUUUGUAUCAACAUUUAUUUUAUCUUGAUACACUGCACUGUAAUGUAUUAGUAUGUGAAAACAAAAGUAAAAUACAACAUAGAAAGUUUCAGGUCUAUUUGACCCAGCUCUAGUUUCCAAUUAGCUUAAG
Molecule: messenger RNA, 619 nt
Organism: Polyodon spathula (Mississippi paddlefish)
Lineage: Eukaryota; Metazoa; Chordata; Actinopteri; Acipenseriformes; Polyodontidae
Gene: mrpl33
Product: mitochondrial ribosomal protein L33
Exons: 4
Coding region: 71-268 (65 amino acids)
Biological process (GO): translation
Cellular component (GO): mitochondrion; ribosome
Molecular function (GO): structural constituent of ribosome
Source: RefSeq, a predicted model, not a curated record